Triticum dicoccoides is the source of this 983-nucleotide messenger RNA. RefSeq names its product wall-associated receptor kinase 2-like. The record is from RefSeq and is a predicted model, not a curated record. The transcript has a single exon. Bases 21 to 524 code for a protein of 167 amino acids. Lineage: Eukaryota; Viridiplantae; Streptophyta; Magnoliopsida; Poales; Poaceae. Gene Ontology annotation, molecular function: polysaccharide binding.
AGCUCAAGUUGCAGGAGAAGAUGAUCCUCCUCCUUUCCCAAAGGCCAAAGCCGAAAGCAAAGCUCCUCAUGCCAACCGUAGUACCAGUACUGAUGAUGGCACUGCUGCUCCUCGUUGGAGGAGCAGUGGUCGCCGGUGGCCCAGGAGUCCUGCCCGGCUGCCCAGAAGCCUGCGGCAGCAUCGCCAUCCCCUACCCUUUCGGCAUCGGCCUAGGCUGCUCCCGCCCGGGCUUCAACCUCACCUGCGACGAGAAGCAAGAUCCACCCGCACUCUUCCUGGGCGAUGGCAUGGAAGUGGAAGCCAUCUCCCUAGCGGACGGCACGGUGCGAGUCCGGACCCUGGUCAAGGAUGGCUCCUUCUCCGUGAAGCCAUCUCUCAACUCCAGUGGCUCGUGGUCCGGUGGCCUGACGGGCACCGGCGUGCGGCAGCUCGCCGUGUCCACCAAGCACAACAUCUUCGUGGCCAUCGGAUGUAACUCAAGAUGGCCCCGAAACCCGCGUCCCCGCGGGUUUUUACCCCAUUAGGGGACGGGGAUGGGCGUUUUUCUAGCCCCGUGGGGCUGCUGUUGGGUAAAAUGUAAAACCCGGCAUGUUUCGCGGGUUCACACCCGUUUCAUCAAUACCCGAACCCAAAAUCCGGCCUACCCGCGAAAAUACAUUACACACGUAUUGGGUCACGCAGCCUGGACUCACAUCGGCCCAACCAUCUGCAGCGUCCGAGCCCCCAGCCUCAAAUCCACUCGAUGCACCCCAGCCUUGCUAGUUCUCGCCACCACACGGGCACCGCUCCCUCGAUCCCAUCUCGCACACCACACCAAAACCUAACCCUAGCGAUCCCGUCACUGGCGCCCGACCUUGGCUCGUUCGAUCCAAUCUCAUAGCCGCCGCCCCACCACUUUCUUCACCGGCGUUCAACCGAGCCGCGUCCCUCCAGGAUCCACGCCUCCUCUCAUCCCCAAGGACCAUGGUGGCUGCUGCACGUCA